AUGCUCGUUUUUGCCGUUCUGAGCUCGCGUUUGACAGCCUCCGCAUGGGCUGGUGAGGCGAGUGAGCGAAACCGGCCGGAUACAGGCGGGACUCACGAAAAGCGCCGUCCAGAUCACGGUCCCGAUCGCGAUCGUCGUCCCAGUGCCGCCGGCGUGUCUGCGACUGCGCGCGUAGGUCCUGCCAACUCGAGCCGAGGUACCGGCAUGUCUGGUGGUCCGGUUGGCAGCCCGACUGAACCGCUCAUCUCGUUCGGCUGGGGCCAGUAUGGCGCAUCCGGAGACGCUGCUGAUGCUCUGCUCGACUGCAGCCAACCGGCAUGUCGACUGCUGCUGGUGCCACCGGCCGGCAGCCCCCUCGAGACGAAUGGUCACCAUGCGGUGGAUGGCCCUCCCUUGACGCAGUCUUUGACUAGUCCUUUCUCCCAUUCUGGAGCCCACGUGUCGGUAGUCAAUUCAGCUCGCCUCGUCUCUGCGCCGGCACCGCAGACGCUGCUCAAAUCGCUGGAGCCGGAUGUGGGAGUGUGUGUCUGGCAGGAAGACUGGGGGGCUGCAAGGCAGGGUUGCCAAUACUUUCUGGAAGAGCCCGGUUUCAGGCAGUCCUCGCGCCCAGACAUGAAAAGACCAGCUGGAAGCAGUUAUCGCAAGACGGUCAGAUGGUCGGAAGACAGAGGUGAGGCCGUCAUUGAAACAGAAAACUAG
Protopolystoma xenopodis is the source of this 699-nucleotide messenger RNA. The record is from the annotation of a GenBank genome assembly. NCBI's taxonomy places the organism in Eukaryota, Metazoa, Platyhelminthes, Monogenea, Polystomatidea, Polystomatidae.